Messenger RNA from Asparagus officinalis (garden asparagus), 2275 nucleotides. Its product is annotated as vacuolar protein-sorting-associated protein 33 homolog. Bases 206 to 2002 code for a protein of 598 amino acids. NCBI's taxonomy places the organism in Eukaryota, Viridiplantae, Streptophyta, Magnoliopsida, Asparagales, Asparagaceae. Gene Ontology annotation, biological process: intracellular protein transport; vesicle-mediated transport. Gene Ontology annotation, cellular component: vacuole; CORVET complex. The transcript is spliced from 23 exons. The record is from RefSeq and is a predicted model, not a curated record.
UCCUGCUCCACCGCCCCCCUCACUCUCCCUCUCCGACGCCCGUCGAUCCUCUCGCCGCCGCCGCCGCCUCCCUGACUACAACGGCGACAAGGCAGCCCUUAAUUUUCUCUUUUUCCAGUCUGUCCUUGUUAUUCUUGUGCCGGCGACUCCCAGAGACAGUCUCUGGUGACCAAGUUCGAAUCGAAAUCAGCUCAGCUUCUCUCUCAUGGCUCAAAUCCCUAAUCUCGACAAUUCCCCUCUCAAUCUCGCUUCUCUCAGGGAGCAAUCUCAGAAGGAUCUUCUCAACAUUUUGAAGAAUGUUCGUGGAAAGAAAUGCCUCGUCAUUGAUCCGAAGCUCGCGGGUUCGCUCUCACUAUUGAUUCAGACUUCACUCCUCAAGGAAAGCGGUGCUGAACUACGUUAUCUAUCUGAGGAACCUGUACAAACGGAAAGUAGCAAAGUUGUUUAUCUUGUCCCUUCGCAGCCUAACUUGAUGAAGUUUAUUUCCUCAAAUAUUCAGAAUGAUCUAUCGAAAGGACUUAACAAGGAGUAUUCUGUGUAUUUUGUUCCACGCUCCACGGUUGCUUGUGAGAAGAUUCUUGAAGAGGCGAGUGUUCGUAAUCUGAUAACUUUGGGGGAUUAUCCUUUGUACACAUUGCCAUUGGAUGAGGAUGUACUAUCUUUUGAACUUGACCUUGCUUUUAAGGAGUGUCAUGUGGAUGGUGAUUUGAGUCCUCUUUGGCAUAUUGCAAAAGCCAUUCAUAAGCUGGAGUUAUCCUUUGGAGUCAUACCAAGUGUGAGGGCUAAAGGCAAAUCUUCAACAAAGGUUGCUGGUAUUCUCAAUAGGAUGCAAGUGGAGGAGUCAGUUAUCCCAUCCGAUGUUGGAAUUUCUGAGAUAAAUACACUCAUCUUGAUAGAUAGGGAGGUUGAUAUGGUGACACCAAUGUGCUUUCAGUUAACAUAUGAAGGAUUACUGGAUGAGAUUUUGCAAAUUAAUAACAGCUCGGUUGAGGUUGAUGCAUCUGUUAUGGGUUCCCAACAAGAUGGGAAAAAGGAUGUGAAAAAGGUUAAGGUCCCACUUAGUUCAAGUGACAAGUUGUUCAAGGAGAUUCGAGAUCUCAAUUUUGAAGUUGUUGUGCAGGUUUUGCGCCAAAAAGCAACUUCAAUCCAGCAAGACUAUGCAGAAGUGAAGUCUACAACACAAAUAUCUGAGCUGAAAGAUUUUGUGAAGAAGUUGAACUCACUACCAGAAAUAGCUAGGCACGUAAAUCUUGCUCAACAUUUGCAAACUUUUACAAGUAAACCAUCAUUUCAUGCCAGACUUGACAUAGAACAGACGAUGUUGGAGUUACAGAACUUUGAAAUAUGCCUCGAGUACAUUGAGGAAAUGAUUCACAAGCAGGAGCCUAUCGUGACUGUCUUGCGCCUACUGGUGUUAUUUUCCAUUACUAAUUCUGGUUUGCCUAAGAAACACUUCGAUUCUUUGAGACGGGAGCUGCUUCAUAGCUAUGGUUUUGAGCAUAUGUCCACAUUGUAUAAUCUUGAAAAAUCCGGGCUUCUAAGGAGACAGGAAUCUAAAAGCAACUGGCCAAUUGUUUCUAAAGCUCUGCAACUUAUUGCUGAUGAGACAGACACUCCCAAUCCCAAUGAUAUCUCAUACAUCUUUUCGGGAUAUGCCCCUCUUAGCAUCCGCCUAGUACAACAUGCAAUUAGAUCUGGAUGGCGAUCUAUCGAAGAUAUUCUAAAGCUGUUGCCUGGACCACACCUUGAUUUAAAGAGAGCUGGUUCUGCUAGCAGUUCAUUUGAUGCAGUGCAAGGAGCACAGUCUACUCUUGACAGGGUUGCUGAUGGACGCCGUGCUGUUGCAUUAGUCGUCUUUAUUGGAGGGGUCACUUAUGCAGAGGUUGCUGCUCUUCGUUUUCUGAGUUCACAGGAAGGAAUGGGCUAUGACUUCAUUGUUGGCACAACCAAAAUGGUGAAUGGUAAUAGCAUACUCGAGACUCUCAUUCCUAACAGCAGAUGAAUUUUGGGAAUACUGAAAGCUUUCACUUAAAGCAGACCCCACUUCAAUAGAGUGCGCUAUCCAUCAAAGCUUGUUUGUCUUCUCCUGAUUCCUUGUAGGCAUCAUAUCUGGCAUCAAAUGUAUUCUUGUUAUAUGAUUCUUGUUUCUUUCUCUUGGGAUGACCAUCCUCAUGUUCUUGGGGAUGCAUGCGGUUUUUGUAAAUAGCUAUAGCUCCAGGAUAGUAAUGCUUGUGAGAAUCAUCUUUAUUUAUUUAUUGUUAUUUUUUUUGACUCC